Acanthopagrus latus (yellowfin seabream) is the source of this 838-nucleotide messenger RNA. It is a transcript of the gene trmt112, whose product is annotated as tRNA methyltransferase subunit 11-2. The transcript has 4 exons. The coding region runs from base 150 to 521 and encodes 123 amino acids. Lineage: Eukaryota; Metazoa; Chordata; Actinopteri; Spariformes; Sparidae. Gene Ontology annotation, biological process: tRNA methylation; peptidyl-glutamine methylation; rRNA (guanine-N7)-methylation. Gene Ontology annotation, molecular function: protein heterodimerization activity. The record is from RefSeq and is a predicted model, not a curated record.
UGGGGGACCUUUUUGAGCGACGCAACGGAGCCACUUCCGGUCCACAUGUAAACGCUGCAGCGUGAUCUGCACGUAGAUGAUAAACUGCGUCUAUAAACUGUAAAGGUUGAAGGAAAAUAGCGUCGAAGCGCUGACAUUUAGCUGCAAACAUGAAGCUGCUCACCCACAACAUGUUGACAUCUCACGUGAAGGGCGUCAUUAAAGGAUACCCGCUGCUCAUCAAGGCGACUGAGGUGAAGAUGAACGAGGUGGAGUUCAACCCUCAGUUUGUCAGCCGGAUGAUUCCCAAACUGGAGUGGAGCGCUCUCGUCCAGGCUGCAGAUGAGUUGGGUCAGCGUCAAGACCUGCCUAGUGAGGUGGUCCCAGAUUAUGAGAAAGACGAGGAGUUCCUGAAGAAAGUUCACAGACUGCUGUUAGAGGUGGAGGUGAUCGAGGGCUGCCUGCAGUGUCCUGAAUCGGGACGAGAGUUCCCGAUCUCCAGAGGAAUCCCCAACAUGCUGCUGAGCGAAGACGAGGCGUAGACGGCGCCGAACGCAACCUCCCCCUGAACCGUCACUCCGAUGGGAUUGUGGGUAUCGGGGAGAGAGAGAGAGAGAGAAGAGAGAGGCUGGACUCUGGUUUAAAGUUGGUGCCAGGGGAAAACUGGCCGCGCUGUUUGGUUGAUUGUAGUUACGACAUUAAAGCGGCUGCCGAUGGCGGAAAAAGAUUCGAAGAAUAACAGAUGGAAAUGUUCCCCGAGAGUAACCCCCAGUGGUUUUUAUCUGUAUUUAUUUUUGUAUCUGUUUUGGGUUCGUUCUUUUUUUGUUUUUCAAUAAAACUGUCCCGAUUUCCAUGACAG